CUUUCUGCCGCGGCGAUUGACAUUUUUUUUGCCGUGAUAUGAAGCUCCUCUCGAUUUGAAUGGCUCACGCUGCAACUACAGGCUUAGUCAUUUGAGGACUUGGUCGACGCCCACCAUGUCGACUGAAGUGCUCGGUGGCUCCAUCCUCAUACCCGCGCUCCCCGACUCAAACCCUCUCCACGCUCCCUCGUUACCCAUCCGGGGCCCACGUUGGCUGCAUGUGCCGUUGCUCACGAUAGGACUUCUCGGCGUGUCGAUACUGUGGUCGGUGGAGAUGUCUUACGGUCCGCCGUACCUGCUCUCGCUGGGCCUCUCCCCUUCGCUCGUUGCCAUCGUGUUCCUCGCCGGGCCGCUCUCCGGUUUCAUCGUGCAACCUAUCAUCGGGGUUGUCGCCGACAACUCGACGUCCGCGUGGGGUCGGCGCCGGCCGUACAUGAUCGCCGGGAGCCUCGUCAGUGGAGCGGCGAUGCUUGUGCUGGGGUUCACGCGCUCGGUCAGCGAUGUGCUCUUCGGAGCGCGAUCGGUGAGUGGCUUACGUCGUCCCCGCGGCCUCGGUCGGUACUGACGAUGAAUUUGCGCUGGAAGAGCGACGAGACGGUCAUCGCGCUGGCUGUCAUUGCUAUCUGGGUGGCGGACUUUUCGAUCAAUGUCGUGCAAUCCAUGGACCGCGCGCUUAUCGUCGACGUUCUUCCUUCGGAGAUGCAGGCCUCGGCGACGGGGUGGGCGGCGCGGAUGAUGUGUAUCGGGAGUGUGAUUGGCUUUUUCGUGUGCGUGCUUCGCUACUGCUGUCGUCCGCUGCGUUCCUAAUAGCCGGUUGAUCUCCAAUACAGCGGGAAUCUGAACCUGCCCUCCCUAUUUCCGUUCUUCGGGAGUUCUGAGCUCCAGAUCCUCUCCGUAUUCGUCGUUCUACUUACUGUUCUCGGCCAUGCCACCACUGCGUUGAUGGUGCGAGAAGAAGCUUUUGCGAGACCAGAUGGACACCGACGGUCGUUCAUCGCCGAGCUGAAAGCGAUCUUCUCCAACUUGAUCACACUUCCGCCGGUGAUUCUGCGCAUCUGCCUGAUCCAAUUCUGUGCCUGGCUCGGCUGGUUUCCUCUCCAUUUCUACACGACAAUGUACAUCGCAUCGCUGUAUUCACCGUCCGAAACGGGACGCACGCCGGAGGAGAUUGCGGAUGAGGGAACGCGGCUGGGCGCGCGCGCGUUGUUCCAAUCCGCCGCUCUCACGCUGAUCGCCAACCUUAUUCUGCCGUUUUUCAUCCGAAGCACCGGCGCCACCGACGCGCUGUCCCAGGCGAAGACCCCCCGAUGGAAAUUUCCGCUGGCGAGGUUGUGGCAAUGGAGCCAUGCUUUCUUUGCUGUUUGCAUGUUGGGAACUUUCUUCAUCACGUCGAUGGAUGGUGCCAUCCUACUCAUCUCACUAUCAGGUAUCUCGUAUGCCGUGAGUAUGUGGGCGCCAUUCGCUCUACUAGGGGAAGCAAUCCUGGACGACGAAUCGGGCGAUGCAGAAUUGAGCGCCAAGGCUGGUGUCAUCCUGGGAAUCCAUAACCUGUUCAUCGUCGUCCCGCAAUUCCUCGUGUCACUUCUCUGUGCCGCCAUCUUCGCGGUCUUCACGCCGGAUCCAAAUACCCCAGGCCGCCAGAAGAAGGAGAGCGCGGUGGUAUACAUAUUCCAAUUUGCCGGCAUCUGGGCUUGCGUUGCGUUUUAUCUCUGUAGAAAAUUGGGGAAACGCAUCCGGUUGCCGGAGAAUCCGUGAAGAGUUAUAGAUUGGGUAUUUUACUCGUGUUCCCAGCUCACAGCAGAGUUCAAACUCCCACUAAGUAGUAUUCGCAGAAGACGGCUCUGCCGCCAUGUGCGGGGACAAAAUCGUACAAUACGCACGUGACGAUCGAUACGAUAUUUUAUUCAUCAGUUUCGGCCCUUUCAAUUCGGAGAGGGAGAUGUGUCAAUCUAUGUUCUGG
Mycena citricolor is the source of this 1960-nucleotide messenger RNA. Lineage: Eukaryota; Fungi; Basidiomycota; Agaricomycetes; Agaricales; Mycenaceae. The record is from the annotation of a GenBank genome assembly.